Messenger RNA from Monascus purpureus, 1401 nucleotides. NCBI's taxonomy places the organism in Eukaryota, Fungi, Ascomycota, Eurotiomycetes, Eurotiales, Aspergillaceae. The record is from the annotation of a GenBank genome assembly.
AUGAAUAGGCAUCACGCCUUCGUGUCCGGCUACCCAGCCUAUUCCCGCAAGCAACCCGGCAGUCUCUCGAUCUCUCCCCAUCGGUUCCAACCGCGUUCACAGCCCGCUCUACGACGUCGAAGACAGCUCAUCCAACGCCUCUGUCUCCUCGGUGGUAUCUCCUCACUCCUCCUCUUCCUCAUCUUCCCCUCUUGGAGAGCCGCCAUCCUCCCGACCCUGACCGUCGGCCUGAUCUCUUCCUCCGAUGAUCUCCAGCUCAAUACCCUCCGGUACUACGAUCUCUCCGACGUCGAAGGCACCGCGAAGGGAUGGGAGAAGGAGGAACGCGUUCUCAUGUGCACGCCGCUUCGCGAUGCCGCGUCGCACCUACCCUUGUUCUUCUCGCAUCUCCGCAACCUCACAUACCCCCAUAAUCUGAUCGAUCUGGCUUUUUUGGUUUCGGAUUCCAAAGAUGGCACCCUCGAAUUGCUGACGGAUAUGCUUGAUGAACUGCAAAAUGAAAAGGACCCGAAGAUGUCGUUUGGUGAGAUUUCGGUCAUUCAGAAGGACUUCGGGCAAAAAGUGACGCAGGACUUUGAGAGUCGACACGGGUUUGCGGCGCAGGCUGGACGGAGGAAAUUGAUGGCUCAAGCUCGGAAUUGGUUGCUAAGCGCUACGCUUCGUCCGACUCAUAGCUGGGUCUACUGGCGUGAUGCCGAUGUAAUGACUGCUCCGGUUACGAUCCUGGAGGAUCUUAUGAGGCAUGAUAAGGAUGUUAUUGUACCGAAUGUUUGGCGUCCUCUCCCAGACUGGCUGGGCGGCGAACAACCCUACGAUCUGAACUCCUGGCAGGAAUCAGAAACCGCUCUCGCUCUUGCCGACACGCUCGACGAAGAUGCAGUUAUCGUGGAGGGAUAUGCCGAGUAUGCAACGUGGCGCCCUCACCUUGCUUACCUUCGUGACCCGUACGGUGAUCCGGAUAUGGAGAUGGAGCUUGAUGGUAUUGGUGGUGUUAGUAUCCUCGCGAAGGCAAGGGUUUUCCGCGCCGGCGUACACUUCCCUGCAUUUAGCUUUGAGAAGCAUGCUGAGACAGAAGGCUUUGGCAAGAUGGCCAAACGCAUGGGAUUUUCCGUUUUCGGAUUACCGCACUACACAAUUUGGCACCUGUAUGAGCCCAGUGUCGACGAUCUGCGACACAUGGAGGAGAUGGAGGAAGAGAAACGGGCACGCGAACAAGAAGAACGAGAGGAGGCCGAGCGACGGGAGCGACAGAAGGAGAUAUUCCAAGACCCCAAACAGGAACACGGAGAGGAUGAUGCUGCUCUUCGAGAUAUACUGCGUAAAGAUGAAGAGACUUUAGAAUCCACGACAGGGGAGACUAACGAAGAGAAAACUGAUGUCGACGCUGGCAACAAGUUGUGA